AUGAACGAACCCUACAGCCCUGCAACGCCCCGACCCAUCAGCAGCACCUCACCUGGCACCAUGAAAAUGUUCAUGGGCUUCCUCGCUGUAUUUAUUGUAGCACAGACUAUUGGGACCGUACUCUUCUGUUUGUAUCUUCACAUGAAGAUGGAUAAGAUGGAAGAGGUGUUGAGCUUAAAUGAAGAUUACAUCUUCCUGAGGAAAGUACAGAAAUGUCAGACGGCAGAAGGUCAGAAGUCGACAUUAUUGGACUGUGAAAAGAUUUUAAAGGGCUUCCAGGAUCUCCAGUGCAAGGACAAGGGAGCCAGUAAAGAGCAGCCCAAGUUUGAAAUGCAGAGAGGCCAUGAGCACCAUGAGCAUCCCCAUUUGAUGCACAAGAACGAGACGUCCGUGACAGCAGAGAAGAGGCAGCCGAUCGCAGCCCACCUGGCAGGUCAGAGCAACAGGACAGUGUCAGUGCUAGAGUGGAAGAAGACGAUGUAUGGCCCCAUGAGCAACUUGAUAUCCUACCAGGAGGGGAAACUGAAGGUGAAGGAAGCAGGGCUCUACUACAUCUACGCCCAAGUCAGCUUCUGCACCAAGGCAGCAAAUUCGGCACCCUUCACCCUCUAUAUUUAUUUGUAUCUCCCCAUGGAAGAGGACCGGCUCUUGCUGAAGGGACUAGACACGCACAGCACCUCCACAUCUCUCUGUGACCUCCAGUCCGUCAGGGUGGGAGGUGUCUUCAAACUCCGGGAAGACGACAUGGUCUUUGUCAACGUGACAGACUCAAGACGAGUGAACUACAACCACGGCAGCACCUACUUUGGCAUCUUCAAGCUGUAGUGAGGAG
This is a messenger RNA of Egretta garzetta (little egret), 832 nucleotides long. RefSeq names its product CD40 ligand (gene CD40LG). Gene Ontology annotation, biological process: immune response. Gene Ontology annotation, molecular function: tumor necrosis factor receptor binding. Gene Ontology annotation, cellular component: membrane. The coding region runs from base 1 to 825 and encodes 274 amino acids. Lineage: Eukaryota; Metazoa; Chordata; Aves; Pelecaniformes; Ardeidae. The record is from RefSeq and is a predicted model, not a curated record. The transcript is spliced from 6 exons.